UUCGCGCUCUGGCACUCAGUUUUGACGUCUUCACCGUGCGCGCCUCCUGAAAAUUUAACCUCCGGGCGGUAUCCCUGGUUUAGCGGCGAGGUCGGAAGCCCUGCGUUCAUUGCCUUGGCUCUCUCCAGUCAUGUUCCCGGCAGUCUCCUCUCCACGAACCCCGGGACCAGCGACCCGACGGGGUCCUCUGAGUGCAGUCGGGCCAGGCUCCACGCCCCGGGCGGCUGGCCGGAAGGGUUUGUCCCUGGGGUCUGCAGUCAGCUCCCCCGUGCUCUUCUCGCCGGCCCGGCGUAGCUCAUUGAGCUCUCGAGGAACACCAACACGAAUAUACCCACAUCACUCUGUAACUGAGUCUAUGAACUAUGAGGUGAAAACAUUUGGAUCUUCUCUCCCUGUUAAAGUCAUGGAAGCCCUAACGUUGUCUGAAGUCGAUGAUCAGUUGACUGUUCACAUAGAUGAAAGUGGAUGGGCUUGUCUGAUCUGCAAAGAGAAACUCAUUGUUUGGAAGAUCGGUUUGUCACCUGUUACUAAGUUAUCUGUUUGCAAAGAACUUCAGCUGCCACCUAGUGAUUUCCACUGGAGUGCUGACUUGGUAGCGCUAUCUUAUUCUGCUACCUCAGGUGAAGCACAUUCUACUCAAGCUGUUGCUGUCAUGGUUGCCACCAGAGAAGGAUCCAUCCGCUACUGGCCAAGUCUUGCUAGUGAAGACACUUAUGCAGAGACUUUUGUAGAUUUGGGUGGUGAUAAGACUUACAGUUUCCUAACAGCAGUACAGGGAGGAAGUUUUAUUUUGUCCUCAUCCGGGAGCCAGCUGAUUCGACUGAUACCUGAAAAUUUAGGAAAGAUUAAUCAACAUUUCCUGCCUCAAGGGAAUGGCAUGCUUUCAGGAAUUGGUAGGAGAGUGUCCUCUCUUUUGGGAAUUUUAUCUCCUAGUAGUGAUCUCAUGCUUUCAAGUGUCCUCUGGCAUAGAGAGAGAUCAAGUUUUUAUAUCCUGACAAGUUCAAACAUAAGUAAAUGGGAAUUAGAUGACUCUUCAGAAAAGCAUGUACACAGUUGGGAUAUAAAUAGAGUCCUGAAGGAAAACAUUACUGAUGCUAUUUGGGGAUCUGAAAGUAACUAUGAAGCCGUUAAAGGAGGGGUCAACAUUUGGUACUUGGAUUUAAAGCAAAGUUGUGAUGGACUCUUGAUUUUAGCAGCAGCAUGGCACCCAGCAGACAACCCAUGCCUUGUCUACUAUACUCUGAUAACAGUAGAAGAUAAUGGCUACCAAAUGUUAGAUUCUGUAAAUGUAGAAGUCACUCAGUAUAAUCCUCCUUUCCAGUCUGAAGACUUGGUUAUGUGUCGGUUGAUGAUUCCAGAUCUUUCAAACCAGACCGCCUAUCUGUAUACUGAAAAUACUGUCUAUGUGUGCUCCACAGGAACUGGGAAGUUUUCUCCUCCUCAGGAGAAAAUUGUCUUUAAUGCACAAGGAGAUAGUAUUUUAGGAGCUGGUCCCUGUGGUGGUGUUCCUAUCCUUUUUUCUAGAAAUAGUGGAUUGGUAUCUAUAGCUUCAAGGGAAAAUGUGUCCAUGUUAGCAGAGGAACUUGAAGAAUCCCUAGCAUCAUCAGUUGCUGGACCAAACAAUGAGAGUAUGGCUUUUGAACCCUCUGCCAAGAAUGAAACUAUAAUCCAGGAAGAUAAAACUAAAUUACUAAAAUCUGCUUUUCUACAAUACUGCAGAAAAGACUUAGUUUAUGCUCAAAAGAUGAUUGAUGAGCUCUAUUCCUCUCACUCUGGUUUGGCUCAUGAUUGUGAAUUAGACAGAGCUAUUACCCAAAUCAGUGUGGACCUGGUAGAUGACUUCCCAGCUUCUGAUCCACGAUGGGCUGAGUCUGUUCCUGAAGAAGCACCUGGGUUCAAUAAUACGUCACUGAUAAUUCUUCACCAACUAGAAGAUAAGAUGAAAGCACAUUCUUUCCUUAUGGACUUUAUUCACCAGGUUGGCUUAUUUGAACGACUAGGCACUUUUCCAGUAAGGGGAAUGCCAAUGGCAACUCGACUGUUGCUUUGUGAGCAUGCUGAAAAAUUGUCUGCUGCUAUUGUUCUUAAGAAUUACCAUUCACAGCUUUCUGAACUGGUGAAUACAGCAGUAUUGAUUGCUUUAAAUAAGAGGGACUGUGAAAUUCCAUCCAGCCUGACUCCUGCAGAUGUCUUUUUUAGAGAGGUGUCCCAAGUUGAUACCAUCUGUGAGUGUUUACUGGAGCAUGAGGAGCAAGUCUUAAAGGAUACACCAUUAGAAUCAGUUGAAUGGGCUGAGGUGGUGAUCAAUGUGAACAAUAUUCUUAAGGACAUGCUGCAGGCUGCUAGUCAUUAUCGACAAAAUAAAAACUCCUUGUAUAAAAAAGAAAAACCACUAGAAAAAGAACCUGAGUAUAUUCCUUGGACAGCAACAAGUGGUCCUGCUGGCAUUCGAACAGCAAUAGUACACCAGCAUGAGAUUGUCUUGAAAAUGGUUUAUCCUCAGGCAGACAGCAACCUUCGAAACAUUUUGACAGAGCAACUGGUGGCACUGAUUGAUUGUUUCUUGGAUGGAUAUGUUUCUCAACUUAAGUCAUUGGACAAAUGUAGUGAUCAAGAAAGAUAUGACAAUCUGGAAAUGGAAUACCAACAGAAAAGAUCAGAUCUCUUAUCUCCACUUCUCAAACUAGGCCAGUACCCAUGGGCUGCUGCUUUAGCUGAAAAGUACUGUGACUUUGAUAUCUUAGUACAGAUGUGUGAGCAGACUGACAACCAGACCAGACUUCAGCGCUAUAUGACCCAAUUUUCAGAUCAGAAUUUUUCAGACUUUCUCUUCCGUUGGUAUCUGGAGAAAGGAAAGAGAGGCAAAUUAUUAUCUCAGCCCAUUUCUCAGCAUGGACAACUAACAAAUUUUUUGCAAGCUCAUGAACAUCUCAGCUGGUUACAUGAAAUUAACAGCCAAGAAUUAGAAAAGGCUCAUGCAACACUUCUGGGUUUGGCAAAUAUGGAAACACGUUAUUUUGCAAAGAAAAAAACACUUCUUGGCUUGAGUAAAUUGGCUGCAUUAGCUUCAGAAUUUUCAGAGAAUACGUUACAAGAAAAAAUUGAAGAAAUGGCUGAGCAGGAACGCUUUCUGUUACAUCAGGAGACCCUACCUGAACAGCUGCUAACAGAGAAACAUCUAAGUCUCAGUGCAAUGCCAGUAUUGACUGCACCACAACUCAUUGAACUAUAUAUCUGUGACGAAAACAGAAGAGCUAAUGAAUAUGAUUUCAAGAAAGCUUUGGAUUUGCUGGAAUAUAUUGAUGAGGAGGAAGAUAUAAACAUAAAUAAUUUAAAGCUGGAAAUUCUUUGCAAAGCACUUCAAAGAGAUAACUGGUCCAGUUCAGAUGGUAAAGAUGAUCCAAUUGAAGUAUCUAAAGACAGCAUAUUUGUGAAAAUCUUACAGAAACUUUUAAAAGAUGGCAUUCAGCUCAAUGAAUACCUACCAGAAGUAAAAGACCUUCUACAAGCAGAUCAACUUGGAAGCUUAAAGUCUAACUCUUUCUUUGCAUUUGUACUGAAAGCAAAUUACGAAUAUUAUGUACAGGGACAAAUGUAAUUUUUUUCAUAAAAUGGUUGCUGUUUCUGGAAAUUUGUAUACAUAUGUAAUUAUAAAAAUUUUUUUGGCCAUAAACAUCUGG
This is a messenger RNA of Erinaceus europaeus (western European hedgehog), 3680 nucleotides long. It is a transcript of the gene NUP133, whose product is annotated as nucleoporin 133. Gene Ontology annotation, cellular component: nuclear pore outer ring. The coding region runs from base 131 to 3598 and encodes 1155 amino acids. Gene Ontology annotation, biological process: protein import into nucleus; poly(A)+ mRNA export from nucleus; transcription-dependent tethering of RNA polymerase II gene DNA at nuclear periphery. Lineage: Eukaryota; Metazoa; Chordata; Mammalia; Eulipotyphla; Erinaceidae. The record is from RefSeq and is a predicted model, not a curated record. Gene Ontology annotation, molecular function: structural constituent of nuclear pore; protein binding. The transcript is spliced from 26 exons.